Molecule: messenger RNA, 775 nt
Organism: Arabidopsis lyrata subsp. lyrata
Lineage: Eukaryota; Viridiplantae; Streptophyta; Magnoliopsida; Brassicales; Brassicaceae
Exons: 2
Coding region: 90-545 (151 amino acids)
Biological process (GO): regulation of gene expression
Cellular component (GO): peroxisome
Molecular function (GO): RNA nuclease activity
Source: RefSeq, a predicted model, not a curated record
AUUUUAUUUUUGUUGUUGUUGUUGUAGAAAUUGGAUCUAAAGAAGAAGAAAGGUGAUCCCUAAUUUUCUCGAUAUUGUUCUUCGAAACCAUGGCGAAUGAAUUCGGCUGCGCUGGGAUAGGCGUCUUCUGGAACAUGGUGGAUUUCCCAAUUUCUGAUGAUGUUGAUCGUGAUGAGAUUUUUGGGAAUAUCACUUCUUCUCUUUCUAGUAAGCGGUACUUAGGUGAUUUGUCAAUCUGGGCUUAUACUGAGGAGAAUACGCCAAAUUGUUAUGGUGCCGGAAUCAUCUUCGGCCAAGGUGAUAUAUCUUGUCUAACUAAUAAAAUGAUAAUGGACAUGCUUUUCUGGGCAAUGAACACUCGUGAACCAUCAAAUUUGAUCGUAAUCGCAAAAGACAUCACAGAAGAAUCGGAGCUCAUCAGUGUUCUUGGAUUCUUGAAAUCGAAAAAUUUCAAUGUUGUCCUUGUAGAUGAAGUCGAACCGGAUGUGCUUCCUGGUAUUGUAAGCUCGGUAUGGCCUUUCAGAAGCCUAUUAUUAGAUGGAUGAAACCCUAUCUUCCGAAUCGGAUCCGCUUGGUUCGACAAUCGACAUUAUCAAUCUCACCUUUUAUUAUGUAUGGUCCUUUGUUUUAUGUGGAAAGACUUUGGUUUUGUGUAUGAAAACAUUGUAGUUUUAUCUUUGUUCUUUUUCAUUGUGGAAAGACUUUUGGUUUUGUUACAUUGAUGUUUCAUCUUUGUUCUGUUUCUCUCCUUGUCCUAAUGCUUUCUUCAUCAUUA